Blepharisma stoltei is the source of this 480-nucleotide messenger RNA. NCBI's taxonomy places the organism in Eukaryota, Ciliophora, Heterotrichea, Heterotrichida, Blepharismidae. The record is from the annotation of a GenBank genome assembly.
AUGAAAGACGUGGUGUUUAAAUGUUCAGCAGAAGGCUGUCCCAGAACCUACACUAAUAAAUUCAACCUUAAGCGCCACAUCGAGGCCUUUCAUAGCGAAGACAAGAAGUACCAGUGCAAGUAUUGCACGAAGAUCCUCUCUUCAAAACAGAACUUGAGAGAGCACGCCUUCACCCAUUCUGGCGAAAAACCUUAUUUUUGUAAGGAAACAGGAUGUGGCAUGAGGUUCAGACAGGGGAGCCAACUUUCGGCCCAUAAAAGAAUUCAUGCAGCAAUUAAAAGCUAUUCAGCUUGCAAACAGGAAGACAGCCCUAUUGAGAAGCGGAGCAUCAAGCUCUCAGAAUAUCUCGCAAGAAAUCCUAGGAUUUUAGAUGAAAAAUACGAAAUUUUUGAGGAAAACUUGGAGAAUUUUGACUUCAAAUUGCCUCCAAUUGCAGUCCCUCAGGAAUUCGAUCGUUUACCAAGUUAUGUCCUUUAUUAA